Cygnus olor (mute swan) is the source of this 6836-nucleotide messenger RNA. RefSeq names its product glutamine and serine rich 1 (gene QSER1). The transcript has 13 exons. The coding region runs from base 210 to 5795 and encodes 1861 amino acids. Lineage: Eukaryota; Metazoa; Chordata; Aves; Anseriformes; Anatidae. The record is from RefSeq and is a predicted model, not a curated record.
CCUGGGAAGGAGCAGCCCGACAUGGCUCUCCGCCUGGCCGCCUCGCAGCCCCCGCCGCCGCCGCCCGCCGCCCCCCUCGGCCGCCCGCCCGCCGCCCGCAGCUGAGCGGGAGCGGAGCGGAGCGGAGGCAGGGCGGAGCGGGCCGGGGGGGCCGGGACGCGGCGGCCUGGCCCGCGGCGGGGAGGGGGCCGCGGCGCUGCCCGCCCCGCAUGAGGCGGGGGGGGGCCGCUCCCACCCGCCCCGCUCGCUCCCCGCCGCCGCCGCCCUGCGCGCAGGGCCCCAGCGGAGCCCCCUCCGCCGCCGCCGCGGCCCCGCGCCCUGCCCCGAUGAUGGACAGGAACUACCCGCCGACCCCCAGCUUCGCCGACCCCCUGGCCCCGGCCGCCGCGCAGCCCGCCGCCGCCUGGGCCUACGAGCGGGGCGCCGGCAGCCUCAAGCCCAGCUUAAGCUAUGGAGGAGGACAUCCAUCACAUUCAGAAACAGAUCUUCUUCACAGACAGACAUACACAGCUUCUCAUCAGCUUCCUGGAUACUCUACUACACACCAUCCUACUGGUCUGUCAGGAAUAUUUGAUACCAGUAUGCACACCUCUGGAAGUAACACUAAGGAAACUUCAGUUAUGAAUUUUCUCUCUGCGAUCGAGUCUCGUACCGCUCAGGCAGUCUCUUCAGGAUCUACCCUUUUGCCACAAUUCAGGGCUCCUUCCUGGCAGACAGGUAUGCAUUCCUCAACAGCCACAGAACUAUUCGUUACUGGAGCAUUGCCAACCUCUGGAACGUUUCCACCAACAUCUGCUUUAUCAGCAUAUCAGCAUCCCAACACUUUCAGCAGUAGAAACUUUGCUACUACCCCUUCUCUUACUCUUCAAGAUACUACUUUCAGUGCUACAUCAAAUGGCCUCUUAACUACUCAUGAUCCUUUAUUACAGAUUAAAACGUCACAAGGCACUGUUCCAACUGCUUUGACAUUUGAGCGCCUCGGCAGUUCUGUUUUGAGUACCAGUAUACCACCUCAGUCGUCAACAUAUCGUUCUGCUCAAGAAUCUGCACCCCAUCUUUUGCAACCUCAGUUUAGUUUGUUGCCUUCAACCAUUGGAGGAACUCAGCAGGUUUCUCAGGCGUAUAGCACAUCUGUCUUUACUGGUUCCACUGCUUCUAUUGAUAGAGCACUUCAGCGAGAAUGUAGUGUUAUUAAACACCAUCAGCGGCCUUCAAGUACUCAGUCUGUUCAGGCUCAACUGACUGUUUCACAGCAUUCCUUACACAGCUAUUUAACGAGUACAAGUGGAGUUAAUUUUCAGGAUACAUCUAGGCACUCAGCAUUAUCCUGCAGUCCGGUUGGAGAUGUUACUCAGGUGAGCAAUGGAGGACCACAGCAGAAGACUUCCCAAGUCACAGUGGAACUUGCUCAGUCUUACACAUCUGCAAUUCCAUCACUUGGUUUUCCACCUGCUUCCACAGCAAAAGUGAAAAACUGUUCCACGAAGCAGCCUCCAAGGUCAACGAAGACCCCCAAACCUCAAAGUGUAGCUCCCACUGUGCAGACACAAAGCUAUGCCAAAACUGCACAAAACCAGAGUUCUGUCAUUACAGGCCAAGCACAGAUCUAUUCUACAGCACAGCUCCCAAGUCUCUUGUCAGUCAGCCAGUCCCAAAAUUAUGUUUCUUCCCAGUCUCAGAAUGUGUCACCCGUCAGUCACUCACAGGAUUUCUCAUCUAGCAAGAUCGAGAAGCUGCCCUCCUUGUACAAAACGUUGACUUUUUCUGGGCAAUCGCAAACUAUUACUUCUGAUAGUCAAACUCUAAGUUACUCCUCAGACGAACAAGUACUGACUUCAGUUCCAAAUGAGAACUACUCUGGGCAAACAAGGGAACUUUCUUCAGUCAGCCAAUCUCAGAGCUACUCUUCUAGUCACUCUCAGGGUUUAUCUCCAGUUAGCCAAUCCCAAGUUAGCUUUUCAUCUCAAUCACAAGUUUUAUCAGCUGUUAGUCCUUCAGAAAGCUAUUCUUCAGGGCAGUCUUUAACGUUAACAUCGCCUUCUCUUCCUUUUUCUGCGUCUCCUCGGAUACAGACUCUUCCGGGCUCAAGUCCUAAUCAGAGUUAUAUUUCUUUACAUUCUUCUCAGAACUCUCAGUCACAAGAAUCCUCCCCGCCACAGUCUCAGAAGUUUUUGCCAUCUGUGCAGUCUCCUCCUUUUGCAUCCCCAGCUCAUUCACAGACGCUGCAGAACAACAGGCCUUCCUCAGAAACAAAAUCGUACGUAAAAAGGAAAUCUGACUCUAACUUGUAUGCUUCAUCAAAACAAGAGGAAGAAUUGUCAAUGCAGGAUAUGCAGGCAUUGCAACAGCAGGCUUCUCUUGAAUCUUCCACCCAAAGGCUAACUGAUGAUGAAAUCAAUGCUCAGGACGGAUCCUAUAGGGUCUCAAAAGCAGAUGACAGAUACUCUCAAAGUGUAAUCAGAAGUAACUCUCGUCUUGAAGAUCAAGUUGUUGGACUUACUCUUCAAGGAGCAAAAAAAGAUGAAAGAAUGGUUAAUACUGUGGAACAGCUUUCCCAGCAUAUUGGCCAUAUCACAAGCCUAAGCCAUGACAUUAAAAAAACAGCGAAUUUAAUGCAAACGACACAAGUAAAUGUGAGUCCUAAAGAACUAAACCAGCAACAUUCUCUUAUGCAUAAGGUACAUGAAAAUAAAGGUCAAGAACAGCAAGGCCAAGUCAUCAGCACACCACCGCAGGUUCAACCUCAUGCUUUAAGGCAUGGUCAUCAGCUGUGUUUGCCCAGUGCACAGGUACUUCUGGAGUCGACCUGUGACUUACAGAUUCUUCAUCAGUCAAUACUGCAGUCAGGUUUAGGACAAGCAAAGGCAUCACCACAAGUGCAAAGAAUACAGAGUCCUCAACAGGUGACACAUCCAUUCCUUCAGAUGGAUGGCCAUAUUAUCCAAAGUAAUGGAGGUCAUUCUCAGCAGCAGCUUCAUGCUCAGAACUCAGAAGUAAUGAAAAUGGACAUUUCCGAGCCCUCAAAACCACUACAGCAACAUUUGACAACAAAAGAUCAUUUUACUCAGACAAAUCAACAUGAUUCAAAAAAUCAGUUUGUUUCUCUUAGUUCAAUAUGUUUCCCAGAAUCUAUGCUUCUCAGUGAUGAGAGGAAUAUAUUAUCCAAUGUAGAUGAUAUCUUAGCAGCAACCGCGGCAGCCUGUGGAGUGACACCAUCUGACUUUGCCAAAUCAGCAUCUAAUGAAGAAGAAAUCCAGUCUGUUGAAAAUAGUGAGGAGUCUAAAACACAGUUCCGAUCAAUGGAUGUAAGACACGUGUCUUCUGUUUUCAGUGCCUCUCCAGUUGGAAAGCCAGCAAGCAUAAAUAAUAUUUCUGUGAAUGGAGGCCAAAUCACUAUAAAUCUGACACCGGUGUCAGCAAUACAGACAAAACCUGUGAACCUUGAUCAACAACACAUUGAAACUUCUGAUCAAAAUGUACCAACAAGAAUGACCUCUCCUGGUCAAGAGGGUCAAGAACAAGGUGCUGUUCCAGUUAAGAAACAGUCUAGCAUUAGCCACGAAUCUGAAGAAGAUAAUGAUGUUUCUGCUGAUGGUACACUAAAUGUAAAUGUAAGAGAGGCAGACUUUGUUUCUAGUGGUAAGAGUCUAAGUGAAGAAAGUGCUGCUUCAGAGAAUGAUUUUAAUAUAGGUGGUGGUGAUGAUGGUACAGUAGCAGGUAACCAGUCAAAGGUUAAUUCAUUGCAGCCACUACCUGUGCCCCCAAGUGGAGAUGGAGCUAUUAGUAGAACUGAAGAAGAAUGCCAAGAUUUAACUCUCGGGAACCUUCAGAAGAAGAAAAGCAAAGGAAAAAGCCAAAACAAAAAUGGUGCAGAAGAUGACAGUGCAAUUCAGAAACAGAUCAAAAGAAGUGGACACUGUAAACGUCAAAAUUCGAGAGGAAGUGACUCAUGUUUGAUGUACUCUUCUCCUGUUUCUGAAAGUUGUUACGAUACUUAUCAACAUCAGGAAAGAAUGAGGCAAAAAAUUAAAGAAGUUGAAGAAAAGCAGCCUGAAGUCAAAACAGGAUUUAUUGCAUCUUUUUUAGACUUUCUAAAGUCUGGGCCUAGGCAACAGUUUUCAGCUCCAGCUGUACGAAUGCCAAACAGGACUAGGCGACCAGUUACCCAAAUAGUUCGCGGCCCUUGCCUACAGUCCUCCACAAAGCCUCAGCCAGCAGCAGCACCUGUAGCCGCUGAGGUCAGUGCAGAAAGUCCAACCAAAAAAGCUGAUGAAGAACUUAAGAAAAAUUUAGAAACAUUGCCUUCAUUUUCUUCUGAUGAAGAUGAUUCUGUGGGGGGGAACCACGAUCUUCAGAAGAGCAUCUCUACUGCAUUGUCAGCCCUCGAUGAUACUUCCGACAGAAAGAACAAAUCAGAAGCUGAAAAAGUGGCGGUCGUUACUGCUGCUGCCACUACUGCUGUUAUAAAGCAGGAAUCACCACAGACAACAGCUCCUGUAGUCAGUAUGCAGGACAAAAUGAGUUCAGCUGACCCCUUAAAAGUAGCUCAACAGGAUGCUGGGACUUCAGACCAAUUAGCAAAAAUACAGUCAACUGUUGCAAUAGAAGGAGGUACCGAUGAGGAGAAUAUGGACAGUGGAGGAGAGGGCAUGUACAGAGAACGUGAUGAAUUUGUAGUGAAGAUUGAAGAUAUAGAGACACUAAAGGUUGCUUUGCAAACCGGAAAAGAGCCUCCAGCUAUUUGGAAAGUACAGAAGGCCUUAUUGCAAAAGUUUGUUCCUGAAGUGCGAGAUGGACAGAGGGAGUUUGCUGCUACGAACAGUUAUCUUGGGUAUUUCGGGGAUGCAAAAACAAAAUACAAACGAGUCUAUGUGAAGUUCAUUGAAAAUGCAAACAAGAAGGAAUAUGUCAGAGUAUGUUCAAAAAAACCACGAAGCAAGCCUGUACAGUCAGCAAGGACUAUUCAUUGCAAACCUAGUAGUAGCAACAACAAAACGCCUGAUCCACCAACACCAAAACCAACAGCAACAAAAGUCUCUUCUGUGAAACCCAAAGCUAAACAGCCAAAGGUAAAGGCUGAACCACCACCAAAGAAAAGGAAAAAGUGGAAAGAGGAGUUUUCAUCUUCUCAGUCUGAUUCUUCACCAGAAGCACAGAGUGAUGAGGAUGAGCUUGUACCUCCAGCUCCCUUUGUUACUCGCUUUUUGAACACAAGGGCUAUGAAAGAGACCUUUAAGAGCUAUAUGGAGUUGCUUGUUAGCAUUGCUUUGGAUCCAGACACAAUGCAAGCCUUGGAAAAAAGCAAUGAUGAGCUACUUUUGCCUCAUAUGAGAAAAAUUGAUGGCAUGCUGAAUGACAAUAGGAAAAGGCUGCUUUCCAAACUACGCUUGGAUCAUACUUUCAAGAAUGCUUUGGAAAACUUUCCUGAACUGACAGUCAUCACUCGGGAUUCAAAGACAAAAAGUGGAGGGACGUCAGUGUCUAAGAUCAAAAUGAAUGGUAAAGCGUAUAACAAGAAAACAUUGAGGGCUUCUAAAUCAACCACUAAAUUAGCACAGGAGUUUACAGUAGAUCCAGAAAAAAUACAGUUGUAUUCUUUGUAUCACUCACUCCAUCAUUACAAAUAUCACAUAUAUCUGACGUGUAAAGAAGAGAUUUCUUCUGUUCAGAAGAAGAGUGCGGAUCUAGGACAAGAAGAGAUUGUGCAGCUGUGCAUGAAAAAUAUAAAAUGGGUGGAGGAUCUUUUUGAAAAGUUUGGUGAACUUUUGAAUCGUGUCCAGCAGAAAUGCUCAUAACAAAAAUGUAUUCCAAAUCUCACAUUUUUCUACGGCACUAAUCUGAUGGAACAGAAAGCUCAGAGAGAGGCUCUGAUUUCUUUUAUAAUGCCAGACUGCGUUCUUCUUCGUAGGCAUUUUUAUUUCUCUUUAUGGAACUGUGCCUUGGCUCUUGCUAAGGAAAAGCGAUGCUGCCAAUGAAAUCGGUCCUUUGGAGGUGGAACUAAACAUAAACCUAACCAAGUUUUUAACCUGAAGAAUUAUUUUCUAUUUUGUAAACUAUUGGAUAACUUAGUUUUAUUUUCAGAAAUGUUUUUGACAAAUGAUAAAGCAUGCACUACAUAUACUUUUUUCUUUAUUGCUAAAAAGAUAACAACACUUAAAAUACUACAGGUUUUUCCAUCUCUGACUAAGCAACAGAAAAGUCAGUGUUGGGGUGAACUAAUUUUUACAUGCGCCUGUCUGGCCACCAAAUUUAGUUUUGUACAUUUUGUGAACAGAGCCGGAGUGACAUCAGUUUCUGCGAACAUAUAUUGCCAUCAUAAAAUCCAGAAAUGUCAAUAUGCUUUAUGGACUCCUUUUACUAUUGUCAUGUUCAGGAGACUGAACGUGGAGUUGGUGCAAUCCUAUGACUGCUUUUUUUGUGUCAAAUUAUAUUGUAAUGAAAGACAAUGACCUUAACUAUUUUCCCUGUUUUGAAGAAAAAAAAUAUUUUCCUUUAUACUGCGGUUUUGUUUUGUUUUUGUUGUUUUGGGGAAAAAAAUUCAAUUGUACAUUUUAUCUCACUAAUAGUUGUAUUUUUCACAGAGAAAAUAUUGUGGUUAAAAUUGUUUCAUGUAUCUUUGUAAUACACUUUCCAUUGUUUUCAGUAAAUCUUAUUCAUUUAUAUGUUGAUUUCUUAUUGUAAACUAUAUAUCUUGAGGUAACCCUUUUGUUUAUACAGGUUUGCUUCAGUGUUAACCAGAAUAAUGCAUACUAGACUAGUUUUGCUUUAAGUGUAGUUGUGUUAGACACUGCAAGUAUUUUCUGAUACGUGAAAAUAAAUUUCUUACUAAACUAGCA